Molecule: messenger RNA, 1596 nt
Organism: Hansenula ciferrii
Lineage: Eukaryota; Fungi; Ascomycota; Saccharomycetes; Phaffomycetales; Wickerhamomycetaceae
Exons: 1
Coding region: 1-1596 (531 amino acids)
Source: RefSeq, a predicted model, not a curated record
AUGUCACAGAAGCUGAGUGAAUACCUGGCGAAAAGAGCCAAUGGGAAUGGGAAUGGUCAGAGGAAUAAUAAUAGUAUAAACAAACAGAUCAGUAGUAAUGGUACAAAUGGUAAUAAUGGUGGAGAAGUUAAGAAAUCAAAUGAUAAUAGUGAAUUGAAGACAGAAGAAGUUAUAAGAACACCACAAUGGGAUGAUGAUUUCCAAAAUUUCAGUGAUUCUUUUUAUAAAUCAGGUCAAUUACCACCUCCAUUAUCUCCAAAUAUACCAUCAAUUUAUUGUGAUGAUGAUGAUUUAACAAAUUUAAAUAUACCAAGAAUGUUAUCACCAACUUUACCAGAUAUUUAUAAUGAAAAUAAAAUCAGAGAAGAAGAUCAUGAUGAAGAUGUUGAUUCUUUGAUACAACCUAUACCAACAAGACCUAAUAAUAACCACAAAUUACAAUUAAAUAAAAGUGAUGAAGAUUCAUAUUCAGAUAAUUCAUUAUCAAUUUCAAUACCCAAUAAACCGAUUAAAAGGAAAUCAUUUGAAAAAAUAGAAAAUUAUGGAUUACAUCAACUUCGAUUCAUUGAAAAAGGUGAUGAUAAAUCAUUAUUUGUUACAUUAAAUGUUCCUUCAUAUUAUAAAAAUAAUAAAAGAAUUAAGAAAUCAAAUUCAACUACAAAAUUACAAGGUUUAGGUAUCAAACAACAACAAGCGGGUGAUCAAUCAAGACCAAUAGAACCUAGAGCAAAUAUCAAGAAGAGCGUUUUCAAUACAAAUUCUGUUCAUUCACCAUCACCUUCAAUACAUUCAACAUUUUCAUCAAAAUCUACACCUAAAGUACAAGAUCAACAUUUAGCUCCUCCAUCAACAUCAACAUCUUCAACUUCAUCAUCAAGUGAACAUCAAAAUCUUAAAUUACAAAAUGAAAAAUAUUUAAAGAUUGCAAGUGUUAAAAAGCAUAAAGGAGAUGAAUUAAGAGAAAAAAAUUUAAAAUUAGGUCUUACGUAUUUUAUGGAUUCAUUAAUAAUCUAUCUGGUUGCUUUCAAUUAUGAAGAUCAAUCAAGAAGAGUUGCUAAGAAACUGUUUAAUGAUAAAUUAUGGUUAAGUUUAAUAUCAUUAAUUGAUCAUACAUUAAGAUUAAGUAAAGAAGUUGGAAUUAAUGAUAUUGCAGGAUUAUGUUUACAAAUUAAAGCUGUUGUUUAUGAACAUGUUUGUAAUAUUUUAAAUGAAUUUAUUCAAUUAAAGAUUCUGAAGAGAAAACAUGUUAAAUCAGAUGUUGAAUUAAUUAAAAUUGAUGAUAGUUUGGUUAAUCAUUAUAAAAAUUAUAAUAAAUUUAUAGAAUUAUCAAAACAAUCAUUCAUUGAAAGUGAUGAAUAUCUUUCAAUUUUUAAAUUACAAGAUAAAUAUCCAAAUAUUAUUAAAUUAUUUGAAAAACAAGGUAAAACAAGAGAAAAUAAGUCAACAAAAGAUUAUUACCUAAGACCAAAUGAAGAUUUGAUUCAUUUACCAAUAAAUACAGGGAUUACAUUAAAAGAAAUAUGUUCGUAUAGUUUAAAAGUGAUGAAACAAUGGUGUGUGAAUGAAAAGAUACGAUAUGAAGAUUGGACAUUUUAG